Molecule: messenger RNA, 1738 nt
Organism: Drosophila ficusphila
Lineage: Eukaryota; Metazoa; Arthropoda; Insecta; Diptera; Drosophilidae
Product: alpha-protein kinase 1
Exons: 2
Coding region: 616-1386 (256 amino acids)
Molecular function (GO): structural molecule activity
Source: RefSeq, a predicted model, not a curated record
UAAGGUAAUGUGUUGACCAUUUAAAAAAUUAUCCUCUCUCAUAUAUGUAUCAUAAGCCUGGCUGUACUUUGUUUUUUUACCAUGCAAUUUUUUAAUUACUAAAUAUAAAUAAACAUUAAAUGUUGGUACUGCAUUCGCGCCAGAAUUUUUUUAAAACUUAAUUUCCAUUAUUUUGAAAGAAAUGUGUUAUUUAUAAAAGUAUCGUUGUUUAUAUAGCUUGUAGGGGACAUGCUUGACAUUUUUUUAAAUAAUGGACAGCAGGCUUGGCAACAAAUCUGCGAACUGCAGGCAGCGCACAGCGCAUCCAAUAAGGUCAUUGCCAAACGGGCCGAGCUCCUUUUGUGCACAGUCCACAUCCCCAUCGUUUUUUGCACCGAGUCCGAGUCCGAAAACGAGACCGAGUGCAGCGAAAGCGCUCCGACUUCGGACUUGGGAAGGCACUCGUGUGGCAACCAUCGUCCAAGGCGCACGGCACGCACGCAGAGCUGCCGGAUCAGAUAGCUGUAGCCAUAGAGCCGUAGCUAUAGAGCUUUUGGGGCAAGAGCCGAGCCCCCGGACCAAGCCCAGACCUGCUGAUCCAUCCGCCGCUUAGUUUGGGGCACGCACGCAGCGCACAUGGUGGAGGAGAUUGGCUGCCAGAAGCAGACGGGCAUUGUGGUCGCCAUGCCCAGCCAGGUUGCAUCGAGCACCGGAACUCCUACCCCAGCCACCGGCGUCAUUCAUCAUCACCAGCAACAGCAGCAGCAACUCCAGCACCAGCAUCAGCAGCAGCAGCAGCAACAGCAGCAUCAACAACAGCAGCAUCAGCAACUCCAACAUCAACAGCAGCAUCAGCAGCAGCAGCAUCAGCAGCAUCAACAGCAGCAACAUCAACAACAUCAGCAACAACAGCAACAACUGUCUAGCAACAUGAGCCUGCUGACCGUAAAAGGCGGUCGCUAUCUUUGGACCGAUCGCGAGCUGUUGAUGCACCUCCAGAACUACACUCCCCUGAUCCUUCUCAUUGACUUCGUGGAGAAGACCCGUACCAAGCGAUUCUAUGAGAGCUCCGAGCGCUACGAGAUCCUCAUGUUGGUCUUUAUUAUGCGAAAGGGAGCGCCGUUCUGCGAGAACAAGCGCUUUCCGGCGGAGUACUGGGUCAAUCUGUCGGUGGGACCAAUCGCCGAGGCCUUCGACCGACUGCAGGCGGCCAUUGACAUCCCGGAUCCCCAGCUGCCGAUACACAUGAGCGUCACGGACCUGACCAGCUGGAAGCAGAUGUUCGACCUGGCCAUGCUGGACAUCAGGCGGUUCGCGUACUACACCGAUCCCUUGCAGCUGGCCGACGCAGGUGUCUUCAAUCGGAUCACCUUUGAGCAGCGGUUCGGAAUGCAGUGGCAGGAGUAGUAUUUUUAGCGGAUCUCGUACAGGCUGCUGGAAGUAUGUUGCGGUAAAGAGGAUAAGGGCACACCCCUGCACCAACACUAUUUCCGUUAUGAUGUUUAACCCAUGUUAGCGAUUUCCCCUUGGCGGUCUUAGGUUGUUGUAUUAUUUUUAUAAAAUUGCCAAGACGACGACAAAAUACGAUUGCAUUCAGGCAUUGUAUAUACUGCUGCCAAUAGUUUCAGGACUACUUUAACUAAGAUAAACAAAAAGGAUACGCCGUUUUCUGCACCGAGUUAUUUGUUGCAACAAUCCCUACGUAGCGAAAUCUACUGUGCCUUCUCCGACACCCCGGUACACAUCCUUCCCAGUUCCC